GCAAGAAGAGUCCAUAAACCGUCGAACGAACCCCCAUCGACUGUGUUCUCAUUGUUCUCGCAGGCUCUCACCAUUCCUUGGUAACAAAAGCAAAACAAAAGCAACAACAUUUCUGAUUGUUUGAUCUCUCUGUCUCUCACACACAAUGGCAGCGAGAUCAGGGUUUGGCCCAACGACCAUGAUCGUCACCAACACGCCGGCUAAAGAUCUCGCUUACACCAAUUUCGCCUAUUGCUCGCCCACCGAUUUCAGGAACUUCUCUGUAGCUGGAUCGAAACUCUGUUUUGCCCUCGUAGGCGAUACCUUUGUCUUGUCUUUAGCUGCCCAUGAAGGCAUACCUAUUGGCCAUGUUGGUCUCAAUGCUAUCCAACGUCGCCAUGCAAGAGUUUCUACUGGGGACACGGUGUCUGUCAUCAGAUUUGUUCCACCUGAUGAUUUCAACUUAGCAUUACUUACUCUUGAGUUGGAGUUUGUGAAAAAGGGGACUAAAGAUGAACAGGUAGAUGCCGUUCUUUUGUCUCAGCAGAUGCGGAAGAGAUUUAUGAACCAGGUCAUGACAUCAGGACAGAGGGUUACUUUUGAGUAUCAUGGCAAUGGCUACAUCUUUACAGUCAAUCGGGCUGCUGUAGAGGGGCAAGAAGAACCAAUCAGUCCUGAAAGAGGGAUUAUUUCUGCUGAUACAUACGUUGUUUUUGAAGCAUCAAAUUCCAGUGGAAUAAAGAUUGUCAACCAGCGUGAAUCUGCUAGCAGCAAUAUCUUCAAGCACAAAGAGUUUAAUCUUCAGACAUUGGGUAUAGGUGGCUUAGGUGCGGAGUUUGCAGAUAUAUUUCGAAGAGCUUUUGCAUCCAGAGUGUUUCCUCCACAUGUGACGAAUAAGUUGGGAAUCAAACAUGUGAAAGGAAUGCUGCUUUAUGGUCCUCCUGGCACUGGAAAGACUUUAAUGGCUCGCCAGAUUGGAAAAAUGUUGAAUGGAAAGGACCCAAAGAUUGUCAAUGGCCCUGAAGUGUUGAGCAAAUUUGUUGGCGAAACUGAGAAGAAUGUAAGAGAUUUAUUUGCUGAUGCUGAACAAGACCAAAGAACCCGGGGAGAUCAAAGUGACUUGCAUGUCAUAAUUUUUGAUGAAAUUGAUGCAAUCUGUAAGUCAAGAGGUUCAACUAGAGAUGGAACUGGAGUUCACGAUAGCAUUGUUAACCAGCUCCUUACAAAGAUAGAUGGUGUCGAGUCUCUGAAUAAUGUUUUGCUUAUCGGGAUGACCAACAGGAAGGAUUUGCUUGAUGAAGCACUUUUGAGGCCUGGGCGCCUGGAAGUCCAAGUGGAGAUAAGCCUUCCUGAUGAGAAUGGUCGUUUACAAAUUCUUGAAAUUCACACAAAUAAGAUGAAAGAAAAUUCUUUUCUUGCUCCAGAUGUGAACUUGCAAGAGCUCGCUGCUCGGACAAAGAAUUACAGUGGAGCAGAGCUUGAAGGUGUUGUAAAAAGUGCAGUAUCGUAUGCUUUGAACCGACAAUUAAACAUGGAUGACCUCACUAAGCCAGUUGAUGAGGAGAGUAUAAGAGUCACAAUGGACGAUUUUUUGAAUGCCCUUCAUGAAAUUGUUCCUGCAUUCGGAGCUUCUACAGAUGAUCUUGAUCGCUGCAGACUCAAUGGCAUGGUGGAUUGUGGUGGACGACAUCAGCACAUCUACAAAAGAACUAUGUUACUGGCAGAGCAAGUAAGGGUGAGCAAAGGAAGCCCACUUGUUACAUGUCUUCUGGAAGGCCCAAGUGGCAGUGGUAAGAGCGCGAUGGCAGCUACUGUUGGCAUUGACAGUGACUUUCCCUAUGUCAAGAUAAUAUCAUCUGAAUCGAUGAUUGGGCUAAGUGAAAGCAGUAAAUGUGCUCAGAUUGUCAAGGUUUUUGAGGAUGCUUACAAGUCACCACUAAGCAUCAUCAUCCUUGAUGACAUUGAAAGGUUACUGGAGUAUGUUGCAAUUGGACCUCGUUUUUCAAAUUUGAUUUCUCAGACAUUGUUGGUCCUCCUCAAACGGCUUCCUCCCAAGGGGAAAAAUGUUCUCGUGAUUGGGACUACAAGUGAGGUGGCUUUCUUGGAUUCUGUUGGCAUUUCUGAUUCCUUUUCUGUCACAUACCAUGUUCCAACAUUAAAGACAGAAGAUGCUAGAAAGGUAUUACAACAGAUUAAUGUUUUCUCUGAUGGUGAUACUGAUGCUGCUGCUGAGGCUCUGAAUGAUAUGCCAAUCAAGAAGCUCUAUAUGGUAGUUGAAAUGGCUGCCCAAGGAGAAGAAGGUGGGGGAGCAGAAGCCAUCUACUCUGGUAAAGAAAAGAUCAAAAUUGCUCAUUUCUAUGAUUGCCUUCAGGACAUAGUCCGAUAUUAACGUGGGAGUGCACUUCAGAUCACAUCUCCUCAAGGUUUAUACAGACCACAGUUUUGCAUAUUUGCUUUAUGUACGUAUUCUUUUUAUUCUUCUUUUUCUUUUGGUCCGUACUAUUCCAUCUACUGAGAGCGCAACCUGAAUUUUGUAGUUACAAAUAUGCCGGAUAUGGUGUGUGUAUUUGUUACUCUUGGACUUCGAGAUGAUUGAUUAAAUCCAACAUUUUCAUCUUUGUUACGUAA
Cornus florida is the source of this 2607-nucleotide messenger RNA. Its product is annotated as vesicle-fusing ATPase-like. Gene Ontology annotation, biological process: intra-Golgi vesicle-mediated transport; Golgi to plasma membrane protein transport; SNARE complex disassembly. The transcript is spliced from 20 exons. Gene Ontology annotation, molecular function: ATP hydrolysis activity; ATP binding. Bases 146 to 2368 code for a protein of 740 amino acids. Gene Ontology annotation, cellular component: Golgi stack. Lineage: Eukaryota; Viridiplantae; Streptophyta; Magnoliopsida; Cornales; Cornaceae. The record is from RefSeq and is a predicted model, not a curated record.